GUGAGCAUAUCAAGCUGGGGGGAGUGAUACGAGUUUCUGUAAUGAGCUCUUCUCGUGGUCAGGUGACCCUACUUAGACAAAAGAAGUUAAAGCAUAAGAUGCCACCUAUGUGCGUUGUUCAUCCAACAUAUGAUAUUCAAGGUCAAGAGUAUGAUGUCCUCUAUAUCAGUACAUGUGAGCCUACAAUCACAAUGGAGAAACACGUAACCCAACAAAGAGUACUUGGCGAUCUGUAUGUUUUCAACACUGCCAUAACAAGAGCCCGGUCACUGAUCAUAAGCUUUGGAAACCCAUAUCUGCUCAUGUCGAUUGAGAAGCACAUGCAUCUAAAGUACAAGAGUGGGCACUGUUGGAGUCAGUACCUCAAGAUGUGUCUCUUUCAUAACACUCUUAUUAUACCUGAGUGUGUUGCUAACCCCUCUCACGAGAAAAGGCUGAAAGAAAGGUUGAUGACUGCCGUAGAUUCUCUUCUGAAACCAGAAACACCAUCGAUCUGUGGUACACCACAGAAAGGAAUUGCAGCAGCUCCUAAAGCUACCAGAAAAGAAAGCACAGUAGAUGGUGUCUCAAAGAAAUCAGCCAAUAUAACCAGGGACAUUGUCUGUGCCCCAGCAGCCAAGCAAGUACACCAGGAAGUUAAAUCCACAACAGAAGAAAAGUCGUACCUGAACCCCUAGGAAGUUGGACAGAGGUCAAGUUCCAACACAACCUAGACGACACCAACAAACCACUCUGCAAGAAAGUCAGUCGAGUUGGCCAGUCACCACACCUUCCUUCUCCCAAGCCACACUGGUUCGUCAAGAUGUGACAAUAAGUCUGUCAGGCUGAUUUUCCCUGAUUCCAACAUCUAUACGUGAGGUUCCAAAAUCUUUCAUACACGAGGGAAUGGCACAAACACGACUGAUUUUCCUACUCUUGAGGAAACAAAAAAUGUGCGAGUGUCAAAAGACAGAGAAGAUCAACUAACGUCUUCCCAGCAAGAUGUUGAAGGAGUUGACAGUGGAAAACACAAAUAUUUCUUUCAAUAUGGGGACAAAUUGGAUGAGCGGAUAUUUCACGGGCCCUACACUGGAGAAACUACAAGAAAGAUUCCAUCACUUGCUCUGUUGGGAGGAAAAGGAGCACAUGUCAAUUCUUUCUGAGAGGUGUAAUGGAAGGUAUCUUAUUCGGAUUUUUAAUCAAAAGCCUGGAAGCCAAAGGUACUACAACACCACAUUUCUUGAGUCUGCAAAAUAUAGUUUCUAUGGAGAAAUCACUAGUGUUGACGGCAAUGAUGAUGCACUGGCAUAUGCAAAGCAAGCUGGGGAAGCAGCUACAAUUACGAUUAAUGGAACGAAAUUUAAAGCAGACUUUGUGGCAUCUAGAAUGUUAACUGUAGGAUUUCCACACAAAGCGCAUGCCCCCCUGAAAUUGAUCACCACUAGGAAUAGAAUUGAGUGUGAUGUGGUAUUCGAACUCAAACAUUCUUACUUUAAUCGCCAACAUGAAGCCCUUGAAGCACUUCCAAAUGAUGUGAUUCAGAAACUCUUACCCAGUGGGAGAGCAGGAAGCAGUUCUCCUCAGAGAAUGAAUAUAGGUAAGUGUAUCUUAGAGCUUGACAGCUCUGGGCAGAUGCAAGCAUUAGCUGGAAUCCUUCAGCAGCGCUCUACUCCACUUAUUAUAGCUGGACCUUUUGGAACCGGGAAAACACGUGUUUUAGCUCGAGCUGCAUACGAAUUGAUAAAACAAGAUCAGAGAAACAUUAUACUGAUAUGUACUCAUCAUCAGCACUCUGCAGACACAUUCAUAGAGUACUUCCAAUUACUUCAGGAAGAGUACCGGCAAUUUCACAACAUAAACAUUGUGCGUAUUGAAACAUCCCAGUAUCACUCCAGGAUUAAAAUGAAGUAUGGACAUUACUACUGUAGUGUCAAAGCAGUUUCAUUACGUGCUCCCAAAAUAAUUGUUUCUACUCUUGGUCUGUCACAUCAUUUGAGGAUCAAAAAUAAUAUCACACACAUACUAAUUGAUGAAGCAGCCCAAACAAGAGAAACUGAGGCUAUUAUUCCACUUCGGCACGCUAGAGCUCAAACCAAGAUUGUCCUGGCUGGAGAUCAUUGUCAGGUUGGUCCAAAUGUGUUAGUGCUUGGUGAAGAGGCAAGGAGAAAUGGGCUCUCUACUUCAUUACUAGAACGUCUUCACAACCACUUCAGUGCAGAUGAACAAAAGUCAUGUGUGUUUUCCCUCCUCCAGAACUACAGAUCUCACAGUGGUCUCCUAAUGCUUCCAUCUGCUCUCUUCUACAAGUCCACGCUGCAGUGCAACGUUGCAGAUGCCAAAGCACAUCCAUUAGCUCCGUUCCCACUUGUGUUUGUCUGCUCCAGUAUUGAGGACACAGACACAGCUAAUGCGAUUGGUACAGAUGAGAAAGAAGCAGACACAUUGGUGAAGUCAGUUACGAAGUAUGUUUACAAUUCUUGGCCAGAGGAGUGGGGUGAAAGGUACGAUUCCACAGGAACAGUGUGCAUCAUGACACCAUCUGCAACUCAGAGAAACCUAAUUGCAAGGAAGCUACGUGCAGAAGUUGGAGAAAGAGAUAAGGUUGUAGAUGUGAUGAAAACAUAUGAAAUUCAAGGUUGUGAAUUUACAGCAGUUUUCCUGGGCACAUGUGAAACAACAGACGAAAGAGGAAUUCCAAACAACACGACUAAAACUAUUAUAAAUCGCUAUGUGUUCAAUACAGCUCUAACCAGGGCCAAGUAUUUAGUUGUUGCUGUGGGAAAUCCUCUACAAAUUCUUCGUAAAGAGAAAAGAAUGCAUGAAAUUGAUCCAAGCAAUCAUAGUUUCAUGUGCUGGAAAGAAUUCAUAAAACGUUGCGUUGAAUGCAAGUCUUUCUACCUACCAAAUGAUGUUCAAGCAGAUGAAAGGACACAUUUUUCAGAGGUCCUACAUCAGCAAGUGUUUUCAGGGAACGAAACACUUUGUUUGGAUAAUAUUUUACACGGAGAUAAUGACAGCAUUUUAAAUGCAUAUAAAAAGAAGUUUCAAAUGAUUCCAGAGUGUCGGAGAUCAAAGCUAAAACUUUCUACAGUCAAAAGUAGGUUAGCCUGGCGAAUUAAUGAGUCUACAGUGCCUCUGCAAGGCAACAAAGAUGAUGACGAUGAAGAUAAGGGUGCAACUAAUGUGUACAAUUGUAGGCUCAACAUGAUGUAUUUUUCAAAGGCUGAGGCUAUUCCCUUGGACCCAACUAAGAACGUCGUACACAUUCGAGGAAAAGGCAAUAUAAGGGGUGCAUUCCAUAAUGAUAUUGUAGAGGUUUCUACCUUCAAUGACCUUCAGUACCCAGAUAACAAAGGCAGGGUCUUAAGGGUAGUAAAAAGAUGCCACAAACAAACAAUAUUGUGCAGAGCACACCUCUACAAUCCAACCCUCUUUUACCCCCUGGAUAAAAAGUACCCACUCUUUUUUAAUCUUCCAAAAUUGUCCAGAGACCUUCUUGAAAAGAAGGAUAAGAAUAUGAUUGAUUUGGAGCUUCAAUCAAAAGAUGUAGUAGUCUUUAAGCCUUCCUCUCUCACUGAAGGUAACAUACCAGAGAUAGAAAAUGUUAUUCCCUUUUCACUUGCACAAGACAUGGUUUUUGUUAUCAGAAUACUUCAAUGGAACCCAAAAUAUCGGCUCCCUCUUGGAGCUGUUAUUCAUGCAGUGCCAAAAGGCUGCUCGGCAUUUCAUGCUGAAAGACUACUAAUGAUUGAACACAAUGUGCAAUAUGAGGAUGAAACAGAAAGCUCAGAAACCGAAUCACAAUUUGAAUCAAAAGGACUGGUUGGCCCUGUAUGUAGCAGCAUAGACACCAGGGCAUUUACCAUUGACCCUGAAGAUGCUAUAAAUCUUGAUGAUGCAAUUUCUCUUUGGAAGAAACCUGAUUCAUACUGUUUAGCUGUUCACAUAGUGAAUACAACCAAAGCAAUUACAUUAAAUGAUGAAAUAGACAGAAGAGCAGCAUCAAAAGGGCAAUCUAUUUACGGUGGGAAAAAAGUAAUGAAUAUUAUCCCUUUGAAAAAACGGGCGAAACUAUCACUCAAUCCGAAUCAAAUCUGCGAAGUAAUUACUGUAUCAGCAAAUGUGAUCAUUACAGAAUGUGCAGUGGAGAUCAAAGAUCCACAGCUCAAAGAAUCAAAAGUCAGGUCUUGUGUCAAGUUAUCUUACCCAACAGCUCAGGCAAUAAUGGGCGGGAGAGAAUACCCAAGUGAUCUUUCCCAGUCUGUAGAAGAAUAUGACAGUAUUAAUGAUCAGCCAAAUCUCAAGAAAACUUUACAAAUUCUGUUCCAAAUUGCAAUGAAACUGAGAAGAGACAGGCUAGGUGAUUCAGCUGCACAGAGUUAUGAAAUGGAUGAUGGGAAAGAACGGCAAUGCUGGCAGACGCACCUCUUGGUAGAGGAAAUGAUGAUAUGGGCAAACAGACAUGUAGCUGAAAAAAUACUCUCUGGUCUACCUCAUUGUGCACUACUUAGAAGGCAAGCUCCACCUAAUGCUGAAAAGUUUGAAGCAGCUCGCAGUGCCCACUGCAAUGUUGCUCAAUAUUCGCAAUCUAUCUCAAAAUAUUUCCAGCAUUUACCACCACAACCAAGGAGUCUCGUGAUACCUCUGAGUACAUUGCAUGCUCUCCAACACGCUCUCAAAGAAGGAAAUGAAAUUGUCCUGCUCAAUAUUCUUACUGAUGACUCCUGCUUUCCACAGCUUAAUGCUUCAUCUACGCGCUUUAGGCAAAUACAACAAAAGGCUGAGUAUAUAGCAACCUCCAGUGACACAGAAAGAGAAUCUUAUCUACAUAAUGGCCUUUGCCUGCCCGUUUAUACUCAUUUUACAUCACCAUUAAGAAGAUAUGCAGAUAUUAUUGUUCAAAGAAUGCUAAGAUCAUUUUUAAUUAGUCAAUCAUGUGGAUACAGCCACAAAGAAGUGGAGUUUCUGUGCCAUAUUCUGAAUGGUGCAGCUCAAAAUGCCAAGAGUUUUGAGAAAAAGAUGAAGGCUCUUAAGCUAGCAGAUGAGUAUACUCAGUCUAGUCAGCAAUAUGAAGCUGUAGUCGCAAGUAAUAAUAAAGUAGAGAUUGAAAUGUCAUUCUUAAACAAGGAAUUGAAAGUAAUACCUGUGAAGAAUAAGCGCUUUAAAGUCCGCAACUUGCAAUGUAGAACAAUAGAAUCAGAGUCUCAACUGUACUCAUGGAACGUUACUUUGAUCUCUUUUGAUGAAAACUCUUCGUUCCCAUAUGAUUAUGAAGGCAUAUCAUUCAAUGUUGGGGAGGCAGUCCCUCACGAUUGGACAGCUGCCUACAGUGUACCAUUUUCAACUAUGACAUUCUUCAAACAAUCAGAGAAACCUGAUAUGUUGCAGGAAAUGACACACAAUGUGAAGAUUUCGCCUACAGCAACAGAAUUGUCUCCUGCUAAAUGGAAGCAAGUAAAGGAGUUUAUACAGCACCCUUGUAAAGAGAACUUGGCACAAAUGCAAGUUAUCCUGGGUGCAUUAGAGGUUAAAAGUUCCAAACAAGCAAGUCCUUUUUCAAACCAGGAAGAUUCACCAGUUGUAAAAAGUACAAUAACCUGUCGAAUGGAUCUAUAUGACUUGAUAAAGGUGUGGAUGACUUGGUCUACACGUGAAGGUACUCUUUCUCCUGCAUUGCAAAUGAUAGAAAUAACACCAUUUUAUCGUAUUUGCUUGCAACAUAACGCCCAUCCAGCUGAAUGUUUUUCAGACUCACACCUCACUAAUGCUUCAAAAGAGUCCUAUGUUGAUUUACAUGAGUAUGUGAGCCUGUGGGAAAAGGUGCUGUUAGCAGAAGCUGCUCAACGAAGUGUCAGAGAUAAUCAGACAGCAAUUAUCUAUGGUGCUAAGUUAGACUGGACGGAGGGUAAACUGACUAUUCCCAAAGAAAUUGGUGCCAGUCACUAUGAACCAAAGGGGCCAGUCUACCUUAUUCUACCAUCUGCCAUUAUAGACCGGGCAAAGCCAUUCUUUAAGAUUGGGGUAGGGGAUAUGGUAUGUGUCCGUUAUGGCACUAGAAGAAAUUCGAACAUUCAUGCAGUUUUUCACUUUGUGAUAACUGACAUUGAAAAAGAAGAUGAAGGAAGAGAGAGAGCUCGUUUACAAAGUUGCGGCAGCGAAAAUGUUCUAGUAUCAGAGAAAAUUAAGCCGUAUGUCGAGAAAGAAGAAUGUGAAGUACAAAUCAUUUACAUGAGUAAAUCCUACAGACGAGUAUACAAAGUGCUUUUAAGUCUGAUAAACCCUAAAGCACAAGUAAGUGAGCUGCUGAAGGUAGUUGCAAAAGGAAAGGAGGAUAGCAGACUCAAAAAAGUACCAAAGACACAAGUUGUGAAUUGUGAGCAUAUAGACCAUAAUCCCAAGAUAAGACGUUUAUGGUCAAGUCAGAAGCUUCUAAAUCAUAAUCAAUGGAAUGCACUGAAGCGGUCGCUUACUCAAAGAUUUCUACUGAUUCAAGGUCCACCAGGCACAGGAAAAAGUGAGACAGGUGCACAUAUCGCCUAUGCUCUGGCCAUGAGCAACAGGGAUCGGGGUUUUAAUGAGUGUGUAAUUUACAGUGCUCCUACCAACAAAGCCGUCGAUGUUGUUUUGAGAACACUGGAUUGCCUUUCGAAGGAAAUAAAUAUACUGAGAGUUUAUGGAAAAGCUGUGGAGCGUAUAGAUUUUCCAGGACCUUACUGCAAUAAUGAAGCUUUUGAUGCCUCAGAAUCAGGUUACCACUGCCCUGAAUGGGCCCAACAAUAUGCUCUUCAUUGGAAAAUCCGUCAUCUUCAGCAUGAAGAAUCAAUUGAACUGCAACAAAUGGAGAAAAUGUUUUCGGACGAGUACAAGCAGGGUCAUAUUGCUGGUGCAGUAAUGUACAGCAAAUGGAAAAAACUUACUGAAAAUUUAGAGACAAUGGUGAUGUAUGCGCGCUUUGAUAUUGUUCUGUGCACGUGCAAUGAAGCUGCCAGUGGCAGAAUUGGACAAGGCCUUAUUAGACAGGGUCCACAAACCAGUAGAGAAAAAAAGACAAGGGUUCUGCAGUGUAUUGUUGAUGAAAGUGGAAUGGCAUAUGAACCAGAAACUAUUGUACCAAUGAGAUUAUGUGAACACGUCAUUUUACUUGGUGACCAUCAGCAACUCCAGCCAGUCAUUGAGUAUAAGCCUGCCAGAGAAAACGGGCUAAGUACAUCAUUGUUUGAAAGAUAUGCAAAGUCAAGGAAAACGGAACUUCUCACAAUCCAGUACCGCAUGGUAAGGGGUUUAAGGUAGAGAAAAGCUAUUUUAAAAGUGUACCUAGGGCAAGUUUGACCAAUUUUAAUAAUGUAGUAAGGUCAGAAAGAGAAGCUUCUUGUAUAGAAAUUCUGAUGGUUCAUAAGGUCAACAUGGGUGGAAGGGGUGCACAGUUUGUACCAGACAGUUUUAGCUUUCAACUUCCAGUCAUUGUAUUGUUUGCCUCAUUGCAUAUAUACCGCUUUGUGGUGCAACACAGCAAUGAGACGUUUUGUAAACCAGCCUCAGUCAUUCCCUCUCCUACCUUGCAGCUAAACCAGUUUAAUAUUUUUAUCACCAGUAUUAUUACUAUCUCCAUAACUUGUUCUGUGAGUCUGUAGAAGCCAACUCUUGUUCCAUUCCAGCAUGAAGAAAUAUGCAGGUUUCCAUCGAUUCACUUUUAUGAGGGUAAACUUAUAACUGAUGCAUCAGUGAAGCAGCGCAGUAACCAUGAGACGAAACUAAACAUCUGGCCAAAUGGUUUCAACAUGCCUAUCAUGUUUUGUGACCUUGUGGGAAAAGAGUCACUAGAUGGACUAUCCAAAUCAAACCCUGAUGAAGCAGUGAAAGCAGUACAAAUAGUGCAAGUCCUGACAGAGGUGUACAACGUAAAGCUGACUGAGAUAGCACUAAUAACCCCUUAUAAAGCUCAGAAGAAGUGUUUAACAGAACUAGCAAACAAUGCUGGGCUAAGUAGUCUGGCCAUCAUCACCAUAACUGAGAGCCAAGGUGAUGAGUAUGGCAUUGUGAUACUGUCUACUGUUCGCUCUCAACCUCUCCAUGAGAUCAGUAAUGAAGACUACGUACAACCUGACCGUUCUUGGCUGCUGGAGAACCUAGGGUUUCUAACAGACACACAUGAAAUGAAUGUAGGAAUUACACGAAGCAAGUAUGGGUUGAUUAUCAUUGGCAACAAGACAUUGUUACAAUAUGAUGAAAACUGGGGAGCACUCAUUGCCCACUAUGAAGAAAGGAAAUGUGUAAUCGAUGGUAGUCGCUUUCCAUGUAAGAGGGAUUUAGAGCAGAUAGGUUAAUGUAUAAGUAUAAUAUAGUCAAGAAUUUUACAGUUAUGAUAUUUUAUUUUUUAUACAAAACAAACUCCUGUAAUAUUGUUGUAACUUUAAUUUUCCCUUUUGUUGUAGCUUGAAGUUUCACCUACACUAAUAGUUUUUUGUGAUAUGGAUCACCCCAUGUUGGUGUUAUCUGUUUAGAUUACAUCUGUGCAAAACAGAGUCUCAGAGCAUUAUGACACACAUCCAUUACUUGUGGGAUCUACUAUCCGCCUCAGGUGGCUAGGAAGUGAUCACUGCAUGGUACAAUGAACAGGAGAAGUCAGUAUCAAAGAGUGCAACAUACCGUCUAAUAAUGGCUCGGAUACUUAGGCUGUAUGGGAGAAAAAAGACCACCCUACUGUUCAGAAAACUGGAUAAGAGACCAUGUCAUGAGACACAGUAGAGGUGGUAUGAUGGAGUACGCUUCGACCUAAAAACCAAUGGAAGUACAAUAGCAUGGUCUCACACAUGAGAUCUUCAAGGGGUUGAAAAUUCAACAGAUGUAAGGCCAGUGGUUGUGCAGGUAGCUAACGGACUCGAGUAGACAGAAACAUUGCAUCUCUGACCUUUCUACAUCAGGAGGGAACCUUUACUAGACAUGGACAGACACUUCUGCAGCACUGCUAGUG
Messenger RNA from Geodia barretti, 8950 nucleotides. The record is from the annotation of a GenBank genome assembly. Lineage: Eukaryota; Metazoa; Porifera; Demospongiae; Tetractinellida; Geodiidae.